Molecule: messenger RNA, 1482 nt
Organism: Moesziomyces aphidis
Lineage: Eukaryota; Fungi; Basidiomycota; Ustilaginomycetes; Ustilaginales; Ustilaginaceae
Source: the annotation of a GenBank genome assembly
AUGGGUGCGCAAAGCAAGGCUGGCAUUGCGCAGCCUGAGCGAGCAAGACGGGCGCUGCAGCCUCAGAGUGCCGUUGCGAAGCGUGCAAGGUCAGGCUGGCGUAGACCCGACUCUGUCUUUGCUGGAUCGUCGUCAAGAACCUCCAUCAACCACCAUCCCCCUUUCAUCAACCUUUACAACUCAAGUCUAGCAGCAACAGCAGGAUCAGCAUGGUCACAGCAUUCGGAGGCCAAGUGGCAUCCGACAUGGCACAUCACAAACGACCAGGUCUCGCAGCGACCUCGACGUCCCCAGAUAGCAGCAGCGUCUCGACCAACGCCAAAGGCAGUUCGACACAGCUCCAUCAGUCGCAGUGUCACGGUUCGCCCGCCAGGCUUUACGAACCAAUCACGAGCAAUCGCAAAGCCAGCGAGCAUGACCCAACAACACGAGGAUGGCGACGAGCCCUAUACGCAACUUGCCCAGGCAUUUCAAUUCGCCCGUCUCGAUCAGAUCGACCAGCAUACCUUGGCACGCGAGCAGGCAUCGACGGCACCAUCUGCGUUUGCAGUGAUUCGGCUCUUCUCGACCACGAUCGCCCAUGCAGAGUCGAAACGAGGUUCUCAACAACACUGUCAUGUCACCGCCGUCCGCUUGUUGCUGCCAUUUCACUCGCCACUUGCCAGCCUCGCUCGACUCGUCUCUGCCGACGCACGACUUAACACAAUGGCUGACGCUGCUCCCCGUGGACGUGGCGGUUUCGGACGAGACCGCGGUGGACGAGGCCGCCGUGGCCCCCGUCGUGGCGGUCGCCGCGACGGCGAGAAGGAGGAGUGGGUCCCCGUCACCUCGGUGGGCCGACUCGUCAAGGACGGCAAGAUCAAGUCGAUCGAGGAGAUCUACCUGUUCUCGCUGCCCAUCAAGGAGUUCCAGAUCAUCGACCUGCUGCUGCCCAAGCUCAAGGACGAGGUGAUGAAGAUCAUGCCCGUCCAGAAGCAGACCCGCGCCGGUCAGCGCACCCGCUUCAAGGCCUUCGUUGCCGUCGGUGACUCGGACGGCCACCUUGGUCUUGGUGUCAAGUGCGCCAAGGAGGUCGCCACCGCCAUCCGCGGCGCCAUCGUUGUUGCCAAGCUCUCCACCAUCCCCGUUCGCCGUGGCUACUGGGGUAACGCUCUUGGUGAGCCCCACACUGUGCCCAUGAAGGUUUCGGGCAAGACCGCCUCGGUCAUGUGCCGUCUCGUGCCCGCUCCCCGCGGUACCGGUAUCGUUGCCGCCCCCGCUUCCAAGCGCAUGCUCGAGCUCGCCGGUAUCGAGGACUGCUACACCCAGUCGGCCGGUCAGACCGCCACCAUGGGCAACUUCCUCAAGGCUACCUUCGAGGCCGUCUCCAAGACCUACGCUUUCCUCACCCCCAACCUGUGGCGCGACAUUGCUCCCCCCGCCACCCCCUACGUCGAGUUCGCCUCGCACCUCGCCCGCACCCAGAAGAAGUCGCUCUACUAA